GAUCGAAUUGUUGAGUGUGCACCAAAACUUAGCCUCUUGCUGGAUGAGUGCACUAUGUUAAACAAGAAAAGUGCACUAGUUGUAUACAUAAGAACACAGCUGCCAGAUAUGGACAAACCAAGUAACAUAUUUGCUGACCUGGUUGAACUAAAUGAUUUCUCUGCAGAAGGCAUUGUGUGUAGUUUAUUAUCCGCACUGGAGUGCAUGAAUUUUACCAUGGAGUUUUUGUCUAAAACUCUCAUUGGACUUACAUGUGAUGGUGCGUCUGUUGUGUUAGGACGGAGAAGCGGUGUUGCGAGUAGACUUCAUGCUCUUUUCCCUCAUAUUACUGUGUGGCACUGCUCAGCCCACAGACUUGAACUUGCUGUAAAUGACGUGGUGAAAGAGAUGGAGACCAUCAACCAUUUUAAAAUACUGAUGGACAAGCUAUAUUCACUUUAUAACGCUUCUAACAAGAGCCGUAUGGAGCUGAGAGAGUGUGCAUCCAGUUUGGACGCGGAACUGUGCAAAAUCGGUCGCAUAAUAGACACGAGUUGUGUGGCCUCCAGUUUUAAGACAGUGGAAGCGGUUUGGAACAACUAUCCUGCACUUCAUAAACAUUUUAAGUCGGCAUCGGAAGAUCCCACCCGUGAUGGCGUAACUAAGCAAACGUACAAUGGCCUUGCAUUACGCAUAAGUUCCUGCGCUUUUGUGAACAAUCUGGGUAUGAUGUGUGAUGCACUGCAGGAGUUAUCUGAACUCUCACUUGAACUGCAAAAAAAAGAUGCAACAAUAAUCUCAUCUCAUAAAGCUAUUUGUCGUGCAGUCAGGGUAUUUGACGAGAUGGCGGAGCGACCAGGACGCUUUUCUGAAGUGAGCAAGAGGGGGAUUGAGAGCAAAUCUUUUCUAAGCGUUCCGCUUACUGAAGGAAAAGCCAGUGACAAAGCACUAAAUUUUAUGCAGUUUUUUCGAAGUGUGGCCAAAAACUUAGAACAGCGCUUGUUGUCUCACAGUGAGCGCCUGCCUGACAAAAGUGGCUAUGAUGACUUUAUUGAGGAGCUGCAGGUGCUUUAUCCACAACACUGGCCUGAGGACGCAGGUGUGCUCUAUGGACAGACUGAGGUCGAGUCGCUCUGUCUGCGUUUCAACGUAGACUGUCCCCGCGCAGUGAUCCGUGCCCACAGAGAAUACGUGGAAUCAGGAGGAAAAGACAUCCGUGAUGAACUGAAAGAACUGUUAACAGCUGUGGAUACCAUCCCCAUAUCAAGUGCAGAAUGUGAACGGGGCCUUUCCCAGAUGAAUCUGAUCUGCACCCCAAACCGAGCUUCUCUGCACACUGCCACCAUCUCUGACCUGCUCUUUCUCAAUAUUGUCGGACCUCCUUUGACCAAGUUCAAUCCGAUCCCUUAUGUGAAGUCGUGGGUGGCUAAAGGGCGCAGGACUGCUACUGAGACACGGAGCAAGGUGCGGAGCAGGGAGGAGAAGGAUGAGGAGGCGCAGCUGACCGCGGUGUGGGAUAUACUAAACAAGUAGUAAGCACGAGUCGGAUCCUCGACGCCACCCGUCAUCAGUCCAGCAGGCUUGUCAGCAACCGACCAAUCGGCGACCUCAGUUUGUCCUGAAGUGAACGCCCCUUACCUGCAGGAGCUGCAACCUUGUGGUUUUCCUCCCAACAACAUUGUCGGUGGUGUUUUACAUCAUGAACGCUUUGCAGUCAUGGAGAUUUUGUGAAAAAUCAUCUGAAAAAAUGGUUAAACGUUGUCGGUGGGGAACAUGUAAUUCACACACGUGUUACCCUGAGUGUUUAGAAGGUGGAUACAGUUUAUUUCAUUUCAAAAAUACAUGGUUUAGAAAAAUGUAAAAGAUGAUAAAGGCCGGCGGCCGACCUCAUGAGCUGCUGAAUUGCAUAAAUAGGAAGUACCACAUGUUCGUCUGUAUGAAUGUUAGCACAUGUUCAUCAUAAUAUAUA
Molecule: messenger RNA, 1948 nt
Organism: Nematolebias whitei (Rio pearlfish)
Lineage: Eukaryota; Metazoa; Chordata; Actinopteri; Cyprinodontiformes; Rivulidae
Product: E3 SUMO-protein ligase KIAA1586-like
Exons: 2
Coding region: 55-1512 (485 amino acids)
Source: RefSeq, a predicted model, not a curated record